Molecule: messenger RNA, 1682 nt
Organism: Polistes canadensis
Lineage: Eukaryota; Metazoa; Arthropoda; Insecta; Hymenoptera; Vespidae
Product: coiled-coil domain-containing protein 94
Exons: 3
Coding region: 332-1399 (355 amino acids)
Biological process (GO): mRNA splicing, via spliceosome
Cellular component (GO): U2-type catalytic step 1 spliceosome
Source: RefSeq, a predicted model, not a curated record
ACCAGUUGUAUUAUACGAAUGUCAUUCGAGUUUUUUUAACCUAAUUUAACUUUAAUAAGUGUUACCAUUAAUAUACUUUUCUGCAUUAUUAUUUAAUAUCUUUCGAUUUUUGACAAAGGGUGAUUACAGUACUUUAUACAAAACGUAUCACAUGUGCAGUUUGUUUCCAUAAAAAAUAAUUAUUAUUUGUAGUAAGAAAGAGAGAGAGAGUAUCAUAGGUUAUUAAAAGGUAAUAAAAAGUAUAAGGAUAAAAAAACAUAUUUGAUAAAAUUAAUGACAAAUUAAAUUGUAUUUUAAUAAAAUUGUGAAAAAGUACAUCACAUAAAGAAAAAUGUCGGAACGUAAAGUGUUAAAUAAAUAUUAUCCCCCGGAUUUCGAUCCAUCGAAAAUUCCGCGCAUGAAAUUAGCGCGUAAUCGACAAUAUACAGUUCGUUUGAUGGCACCAUUCAAUAUGAGAUGUAAAACAUGCGGAGAAUACAUUUAUAAAGGGAAAAAGUUUAAUGCUCGCAAAGAGGACGUCGAAGGGGAUGAUUAUUUAGGAAUACGUAUUUAUAGAUUUUAUAUUAAAUGUACACGAUGUUUACAAGAGAUAUCAUUUAAAACUGAUCCAAAGAAUACAGAUUAUGAAAUUGAAGCUGGUGCUACUAGAAAUUUUAUGGCAUUAAAAUUAGCGGAAGAACAAGCACAAAGGGAAGAGGAUGAAGAAAAAGAAGAAGAAGCUACUAAUCCGAUGAAACUUUUGGAAAAAAGGACGCAACAAUCUAAACAAGAAUUGGAAUUAUUAGAAUCGUUGGAAGAAUUAAAAGAUCUCAAUCGACGUUUAUUGCAGUCGAUUGAUUUUGAAGAAAUGAUUGAACAAUUUAAUACGACUAAACAGAGGGUAGAGAAAGAACAAGAAGAAUUAGAUGAACAAUACAUUAAAUCGGUGUUUGGUAAUAAAAAUCAAAAAGGUGUUGUCGUGGAAGAAGAAAUUGUAGAAUUGGAUGAAAGCGGUCCUCCUAAAAAAAUGUUAAAAACAAAAGAUAAAGAUAGCAAUAAUUUAGAUUCCAGAUUGGAUGAUACGGAAUCUAAAGAAACUAAUGAUAUACAUUUAUCGGGACCAUCUACAAGUACAUGUACAACUGCCAAAAGUUCGGUAUUUUCAAAUGAUACCAAGACAUCAUUUAAUAAAAAGAAUCUAGUUAUUGUUAAAAAGAAAGUAAAUUUAGGUGUAAAAACUAAUCAAAGUAACAAUAAUGAGAAAAACGUUACAAUGAAAACUGUUAAGUUACCGGAAGUAAACUCAGAUAAAGUUAAUAAUGUUAGUGAAAAUACAGUGCCUAGUUCUGGUAAUGUUGGAAAUAGUCUUUCUUUAUUAACAGAAUAUUCCGAUAGUAGUAGUGACAAUGACAGUAAUUAAUGCAACUAAUAUUAAUUAAUUGCAUUUAAGAUAAUAUAUAUAUACAUAUAUAUAUAAUAAAUAUAUAUAUAUAUUUAUUUAUUUUAUAAGCUUUCCUAAUAUAAAUAUAUUGUACAAAGAAACGUGUGUAUAGGUGUAUAGUGGUUUUACAAAAUGAUUCCGAAUAGAAGAAUUUGAUUUAAUUUGUGUAGAUUAUAGGUAAGACAUAAUAAAAAGUUCUCACAAGUAAUUAAUUUAAAUAAAUAUAAGCCAUGUGUAAACUAUUCUGUAGUUAAAAAAAAUC